GGGAACGGCGGAGGAGGUAGGAGGUGGGAGUCAAAGAUAAGGUCUGAAGCAUAAACCCGAAGGCAUUCCAGGAUAUUCGUUCUUUCUUUCUCCCGCUGUUUCUUCUUUCUUAUAUCAAUCCCUCUCUUUCUUUCUUUCUUUCUUUCGAUGCAGAAGGUUUCAUGGACCCUCUCAUCAUAACAUACCGCCACACCCCCCUAUCCCUGUCUCCCAUCAACAAACUCUCUCUUUCUUCUUCUUCUUCUUCAAACCCCCCUACUACAUCUUUAUGUCAAAAAUCCAUCCAAAAGUUGGGAUCCUUCCUACACGGGUUAAAAACUUCCAUGAAUCAAUGGGGGGCUGAGGCUGAUGGACCACCUUACCUCCUCAAUGGAGGCGCCCUCGGUAUGGCUCUCUUGAGUAGUGUAACCUCAAAUGCAAAGGUUCGUAUUAGCCCCUUUGUCGCAACACUAGCUGCAAAUCCAACUUUUGUUUCUGGGUUUUUUGCCUGGCUCAUGGCACAGUCUUUCAAAGUGGUGUUGCAUUUUUGCUUUGAGAAGAAAUUGGAUUUACGAAUAAUGUGUUCGUCUGGGGGUAUGCCCUCCUCGCAUUCAUCUUUGUGCACAGCUUUGACUACUUCCGUCGCAAUAUGCCAUGGAGUGGCGGAUUCUUUAUUUCCUGUCUCUUUGGGGUUCAGUUUAAUUGUCAUGUAUGAUGCCAUCGGCGUUCGCCGUCAUGCUGGGAUGCAAGCAGAGGUUCUGAAUCUGAUAGUCGAGGACUUGUUCCAAGGCCAUCCCAUCAGUAAGAGGAAGCUGAAGGAGCUACUUGGACACACCCCAUCACAGGUUAUUGCCGGGGCAUUACUUGGGAUCCUGGUUGCUUGUUUUUGUUGUCAAGGUUGCUUCGGUGCGACCUGAUGCCGCCUGCCAUCUAGAUAGCAAAUAGCGAGUGUUAUGCUCCUUUUAUUUACACCACCCAUUGCAAUGUACAACUUCUUUUUGUACAAGGGACAUUCAUGCUUUAGUAAGCGAAUUUAUACGACACUCGUUGUAUCACACUCUUAAUGUGAAAAGCUGUUACAUUAUAUAGGAAGCUGUAACGGUCUGGUUUGGUUCGGUUGCGA
Molecule: messenger RNA, 1102 nt
Organism: Helianthus annuus (common sunflower)
Lineage: Eukaryota; Viridiplantae; Streptophyta; Magnoliopsida; Asterales; Asteraceae
Exons: 3
Coding region: 162-896 (244 amino acids)
Source: RefSeq, a predicted model, not a curated record